Molecule: messenger RNA, 1604 nt
Organism: Salvia splendens (bonfire salvia)
Lineage: Eukaryota; Viridiplantae; Streptophyta; Magnoliopsida; Lamiales; Lamiaceae
Product: protein LPA3
Exons: 13
Coding region: 1-1326 (441 amino acids)
Source: RefSeq, a predicted model, not a curated record
AUGCCGACGACGUCUCGGCCACGGGGUAAUCCGAAGCCAUCUGAUUUCUGUGCUGUUAUUGAUGAUGAGUUACGGGAUGAAAGCACCACUUGUCUCUCGGCCUCAAGGAUCUCUUCGUCGUCGACAACUCUUCACCACGGCCACUCUCCCCCUGCAUCGGCUCCCGAGGUACCGUCUCCUGCUGUUCGGCUGCUGUCGGUUCUGGUUCGGCGAGCUGGUCUGUUGGGGUGCUCGGUACCACCGAGCUGGUCUGUUCGGCCGCUGGUCUGUUCGGAUGCUCGGUACUACCGAGCUGGUCUGUUCGGCUGCUCGGUAUCGGGGGCCCCGUAUCAGUUCAUCACCGCAAAAGCCAUUAAAUCUGAAUCUGGAGUCAACCCCAAGGUCGGAGUUUCCGUCUACAAGCCUAGAUCGUAUCAAGUCCUCGUCUCAGAUGCCGCCAAUUCUCUAUUCAGUGCCCUGCAAGAUGGAAAAACACGUAUGGAGAUCGAUUUCCCUCCAUUGCCUACCAACGUAUCUUCUUAUAAGGGUUCAUCUGACGAUUUCAGUGAUGCCAACAUUCAACUUGCAUUAGCUGUUAUCAAGAAUCUGCAAGAGAAGCAAGAAACAAGAGCAUGCGUUGUAUUUCCUGAUAAACCAGAAAAGCGCAGGGCAUCAGAGCUUUUUAAAGCAGCUCUUGACUCGAUUGAUGGUGUAACUAUUGGGUCCUUGGAUGAUAUACCUAGUGGCCCCGUCACCUCAUUUUUUAAAUCCAUACGAGACACUUUGGAUUUCGACUUCGUUGAUGAAAAUGAAGAUCGUUGGCAACCCGGCAAACCUCCAUCACUUUAUAUGUUCAUCAAUUGUAGCACUCGUGACUUGUCCGAUGUAGAGAAAUACGUGGAAAAGUUCUCCUCUUCAACCCCAACUGUUCUCUUUAACCUGGAACUGGACACGUUACGUGCUGAUCUGGGAAUUGUAGGAUUUCCUAGCAGAGACUUGCACUUUCGGUUUCUUUCUCAAUUCAUCCCCGUUUUCUACAUACGAAUUAGAGAGUAUUCAAAGACAGUUGCAGUGGCACCUUAUUUGGUGAACUACAGUGGAGCAUUGUUCCGUCAGUAUCCAGGGCCAUGGCAAGUGAUGUUGAAGCAAGGGGACAACUCGUACGCUUGCGUAGCAGAAAGUAGUAGCCGUUUCACUCUCAGUGAAACCAAGGAAGAACUUCUGAGAGUGCUCGGACUCAAGGAGGAAGAAGGAAGCUCGCUCGAGUUCCUCCGGAGAGGCUACAAGACUGCAACUUGGUGGGAAGAAGAUGUAGAGACAGAACUAUCAUCUGAAUGGCGUAGUUGAAUAUUCUGCAGACAAAUGAUUGGAGACGAAACAACGAAAAGUAAUGAUAUCAUAUUAUACAUGAAAGAAUAAAAUGGCAAGGAGACCUUCAGCAAGAAACGAUGAGAUUGAUAUCACCUUUCUCCCAACUUCAUUUCUUUUGGACUCGUGUGUAUACACCACAUAUAUGUGUAUAAUUUAUAAUCUUCUAUUGGAAUGUAGUAAGGGACAACUUUUUUUGCAAAACUAGAUUUGCAUUUUGUUUCUUAUAUAUUUAGCAAUCCCUCCGUUUCAAGGAA